UUCAAUAUUGUUCUUUAUCGUCAAACCUUAUUGGAGCAGCGUGGUGGAUUUCAGCUCUUUUCGUAUUCGGAGGAAGCCUGUAUCUCAUCCGUCAUUACAAAAUGGGUCGAAAAGUAGUAGUAGCAGUAUGCACGCUAAAUCAAUGGGCUCUGGAUUUCGAAGGAAACUUGAAUAGAAUUCUGCAAUCAAUCCAAGAGGCCAAAGAAAUGGGGGCUUUAUAUAGAACGGGACCAGAAUUGGAAAUAUGCGGAUAUAGUUGCGAGGAUCACUUUCACGAACCAGACACAUUCCUUCAUAGCUGGCAAGUAAUAGCGGAACUGCUAAAAUCACCAACAUGUAAAGAUAUUCUUGUAGAUGUUGGAAUGCCAGUUCAACACAGAAAUGUAUCCUAUAACUGUCGAGUUGCUUUUCUCAAUAAGAACAUUCUUCUGAUAAGACCGAAGAUGAUAUUAUGUGAAGAUGGCAACUACAGAGAGACACGAUGGUUUUCUGGUUGGACAAAGGAACGUCAAGUGGAAGAUUAUUACUUACCACGAAUGAUAACGGCAAUCACUAAUCAGACUACAGUUCCUAUAGGUGAUGCAGUAAUUUCCACUAGAGACACAUGUAUUGGUUUCGAAAUUUGCGAAGAGUUAUGGAAUCCUCAAAGUCGACAUAUCCCUAUGGGCCUCGAUGGAGUUGAAAUAAUAUCAAAUGGCUCUGGCAGUUACAUGGAAUUACGUAAAGCGUACGUUACUGUAGAUUUAGUUAAAAGCGCUACAUUUAAGAGCGGAGGAGCGUAUUUGUUUAGCAAUUUGAGGGGCUGCGACGGGCAAAGGAUCUAUUUUAACGGUUGCUCAUGUGUUACAGUAAACGGAGAGGUUGUUAGUCGUGGUCUUCAAUUUGCACUACACGAUGUUGAAGUGAUAACAGCCACAAUAGAUUUAGAAGACAUACGAUCUUAUCGUACAAAACUCCGCUCUAGGAGCCAUUUGGCCACCUCAAAUGUACCGUUUCCUCGGAUUCCUGUAGAUUUUGCAUUAUCCGAUGAUGAAGACGUACAUCUCACUAUAAGCCCACCGAUCGAAUGGAAAUAUUUGACACCUGAAGAAGAAAUAGAAUUAGGUCCGGCGUGUUGGUUGUGGGAUUACCUACGGAGAUCAGGACAGGGUGGAUUCUUCCUUCCGCUAAGUGGGGGUGUGGACUCUACUAGCACGGCGUGUAUUGUUUUCUCUAUGUGCACACAGAUUUGUGAAGCUGUACAGAAAGGAGAGAGUCAAGUUUUAUACGAUGUUCGCAAGAUCCUCUGUCAAGCAGACUACACGCCUUCCGACCCGAUGGAGCUUUGUAAUCGGCUACUUGUAACGUGCUACAUGGCGUCGGAGAACUCUAGCCAGGAGACUAAACAAAGAGCCUCUCAGCUUGCCAGUGAAAUAGGUAGUUAUCACUUUCCAAUAGUGAUUGAUUCCGCUGUUAGUGCGGUAAUAGGUAUAUUCACUACCGCCACUGGACUAGUACCAAAGUUCAGGACCAAGGGAGGUUGUCCGCGGCAAAAUCUUGCCUUGCAAAACAUUCAGGCACGCCUUCGAAUGGUUUUAUCGUAUUUAUUCGCACAACUAAUGCUCUGGGUGCGCGGAAGACCGGGUGGUUUGCUUGUACUCGGUUCAUCGAACGUAGACGAGGCACUUAGAGGAUACAUGACAAAAUACGAUUGCUCGAGUGCCGAUGUGAACCCCAUUGGAGGAGUAUCUAAGACAGACUUAAAGUCCUUCCUGCAGUACGCUAAAAGCCGAUUCUUCUUGCCGUCACUCUCUGAAAUACUCCAAGCGCCACCAACGGCGGAACUAGAACCGCUGACCGAUGGUCAGAUAACACAGACCGACGAACAAGACAUGGGAAUGACAUACGCAGAACUGUCCGAGUUCGGUCGCCUGAGGAAGACGUACCACUGUGGACCAUUCAGCAUGUUUCAAAAGCUUGUUCAUAAGUGGAAUGGCAAGUGUACGCCGCAAGAGGUAGCGGAGAAGGUGAAGCAUUUCUUCCGCUGUUACGCCAUCAACCGCCAUAAAAUGACGGUUCUCACACCGUCGUACCACGCGGAGACCUACAGUCCCGACGACAACCGAUUCGACCACCGCCCGUUUCUCUACCGUGUCCACUGGAACUGGCAGUUCAAAACCAUCGACGACACUGUCGCUCAAAUGGGAAAGGAGAAACGUAUCAAGCAGGGUGAAGCUAAUACAAAACCGGAGUCCCCGUCGAGUUCAAACCCAAACAUAACCCUUAACUUUAAUAUGCGAAGGGAUAGAAAGGGAGUAUUAAUUUAAAUUAAAUUAAAGCAGCACAAUUAUAGAAAAAAAAAUUGUUGUGAAAUUUUUCGUAUUUUUUUUGGCGCAAAGUUAGGGUUCAUUCAAUAGUGUACUAGAUUUGCUAUCUCAUAUAAAAUCUUCUGAAAAGCAGAUAUUUUAAAUGCAUACAAAGUGUCUAAGACCAGUGGCGUGCACUG
Messenger RNA from Pararge aegeria (speckled wood butterfly), 2485 nucleotides. It is a transcript of the gene Nadsyn, whose product is annotated as glutamine-dependent NAD(+) synthetase. The transcript has 13 exons. Gene Ontology annotation, molecular function: ATP binding; NAD+ synthase (glutamine-hydrolyzing) activity; glutaminase activity. The record is from RefSeq and is a predicted model, not a curated record. Bases 102 to 2306 code for a protein of 734 amino acids. Gene Ontology annotation, cellular component: cytoplasm. NCBI's taxonomy places the organism in Eukaryota, Metazoa, Arthropoda, Insecta, Lepidoptera, Nymphalidae. Gene Ontology annotation, biological process: NAD+ biosynthetic process.